AUGGAUAUUGUGGUUGGCGGUGCCGGCGUGUUUUUUCUUACUAGCUCAAAACCUAACUCAAAAGCUAGGAGAGAAGCAGAAAAAUAUCUCUUAGAAAAAAGUGAUAAACAUAAUGAAAAGGAAGAAGUAAUUGCUGCUAAAAAAAUGUUAAAAGAUAGCGAAUAUUAUAUUAGUAUUGUUGAGAAUAUGAAUAAAGAAGAAAUUCAGUUAUUAAACCUAGAAACAGGUAAAAAAGCUCUCAGUGCUAGCACUCUUACUAAAUUUUUGCGCGAAGAGGAAUUUAAAGAGAUACCUAAAUAUAUUCUUUUAAAAGCGGCUGAGAGGGGUAAAAUUUUUCAUAAGGCUGUUCAAGAUUUCAUCCGAACUGGCAAACAUCCCCUUUUUGUUGAUUCAGAAGUAGUAGAUAAAUUGAGCAAGGUAGAGCAAAAAAUUCAUGAAACAAUUAACUUUCUCAAAAAAAAUGACCCUUUGAAACUUAAUGGUUUUUUAGGCAACGAAAAACUUCACUACGUUUUUUACAAAGGUGAAUUACUAGCGACCUAUUUAGAUUUAGAAUUUCAUGAUUACAUUGUGGAGUUAAAAACUAGAGUUGUUCUUAAUCACUUUCAAGUAUCAGAUUACUCUUUAAAAAUAUUGGAUGUGCUUAUUGAAUUUGCUCGUAACAAUGAUAGUUAUUCACCAGCAAUAAAGAAGGCCGAUGGAAUUUGUUUAGGAGAAUAUGAAAAACAAAAUGUAGGCAAAAAGAGGGAAGAAGUAACUGAAUUAGAUAUUAACAAUAAAGAAUUAGAGGGAAAAUUAGACCUAAGUGGAUUUAAAAACUUAAAAAAACUAAAUUGCUCUUACAACAAACUUACUUCUUUGAACAUAGUUGAUAGUAAUAAUUCGUUAGAGGAAUUAGUUGCUAAUGAUAACCAAUUAAGCCAACUUACUUGGAACUUCAAAACUCCUACUAAUUUAAAAUCUCUAGAUAUAAGAAAUAGUGGCAUUAGACUAUCAUUGAUGGGAGAUAUUAGUUAUAUUAAUAAAAUUUUCCGAGAAAACGAUGCUGAUAAAUGUGACUUUGUUAAUCUAGAAAAACUAGACUGCAGUGAUAAUGAACUAGCAAAAAUUAUUCUAAAAAAUAACAAAAAAUUAGUUAGUCUUUAUUGUAAAAAUAAUAAGUUAACUAGUUUAGACUUAAGCGGUUGUGAAAAUUUAGAAGUAUUAAUAGCAGAUAAUGGAGAGCACGGAAGCUUUAAUGAACUUUCUGACACUAGUUUUUUAGAGAAAUUACCGAAAGAAAAAUUAAAAGUUUUACAUUUAGCUGUCAACAAUAUUAAAAGUGAUCUAAAACCUUUCUCUCGUUUUAUUAAUUUAGAAAAUUUAGAUUUAGGAAUGAGUGGUUACUCAAAAGAAGUCACAGAAAAAAGAGGUAACAAAUUAAGUGGUUCACUAGAACCUUUAAAAAAUUUAACUAAAUUAAAGAGAUUAUUCAUUUCUAAUACCGACAUCGAGGGUGAUAUUAAAGAUUUGCUCAAUAAUAUAGAAGAAAUCUACUGUUCCAGUGAAGAAAGACUAGAAAGUAAAGUAGAAAAUAUUGCUGAACAACUCAGAGAAGACUCUCGCUUUAUUUUAGAAGGAAACAGGUAUGUAAAAAAACAAACUAUUCAGGAAUCAUUUGAUAAAAGUUAUUUAAACAAAGAAGAAGUAAAAGAAAUUGAUUUAUCAGAACUAGUAUUUACUGAAGAAGGCGAACUUAAAAUAGAAAAUAAUAGAGAGUUAAAUUUAAAUGAUUGUCCGAAAUUAACUAAAAUUGAUUGUUAUUACAACCAAUUAGAGGAAUUCAGUAUUAAAAACUGUCCGAAAUUAGAGGAAGUUGACUUUUCUUAUAAUAAACUGAAAGAAAUAAAAAUAAAUCUAAAAGAAUUACCUAAUUUAAAGAAACUUGACUGCUCAGAUAAUAAACUUGCUGAUUUAGGACUUUCUUCUGAGAAAUUGAAAUAUUUAGAGGAAAUAAACAUUAGCAACAAUGAUGGUCUUUCUGAACUGGAUGGAAAAUUAAAAAAAGACAAUAGUUUUCUUUUUCAUAAUAACAAAUAUGUAAAAAAACAAGAUGCUCAAAAAUGGUUGGAUGAGAAUUUUCCUGAAGAUGGAGUAAGUAAGUUUCCAGGAUGCGAAGAUCUAGAAAGGAGCAAGAUAAAAAAGUUGGAUAUUAGUGAAAGAGGUUUAGUUGGAGAAUUAAAUUUGGACGGAUUUGUUAGUUUAGAAGAAUUGGAUUGUGGCAGUAACGAACUUAAAAAACUAGACGUAGACAAUUGUUUGGAAUUAAAGAUAAUUAGUUGUCUUGAAAAUCAAUUGACUAAUUUAGAUCUUAGUAAUUUGUCACAAUUAGAAGAAAUUACGUGUCGAGAUAACCUUUUGACUGAUAUAAAAUAUCCCUCAGAUUUCAAAAAACUAACUGGUUUAAGUAUAAGGAAAAAAUUAACUAAAUUGGAAAGCAUUCAUAUCUCAAAUACUGAUGUCAAUGAAGUCGAUAUUAAAAGUUUAUCUGAAAACUUACCGAAUUUAAAAGAAAUUCAAUGUUCGGUAGAAGAAAGACCUUCUUCUAAAUUAAAAGAGAUCAAAGAAGAGUUAGACUUAUAUCAAAAAAAAAUAGACAAAAGUAAUACUAAAAAACGUUUAAAUGAAAUGUAUCCUGAUAAGUCUGCUAAAGUAUUAGAUUAUCUUUACUCAGAAAGUUUAAGAGGCUCUCUAGACCUAAGUGAAUAUAAGGAUUUAGAGGUAUUAGAUUGUCACGAUAAUGAACUAACUAGCAUAGAUAUAAGCAAAAAUAAUAAAUUAAAAAAGUUAGAUAUUAGUGAUACAGAUAUAAGUUUUGGUUUAGAACAAUUUCCUGACAGUCUCGAAGAAAUUAUUUGUUCAUUUAAAGGCGAAAGGAAGGUAAAAGAGUUGGCUAAACAAUUAGAGCCUUAUGCUAAACGAUUAGAUAAAGACUAUCCAAAAGAAAAUAGAAGAAAAGAAACUAAUUUAGAUAUCAGUAAAAAAAAAUUAGCAUGGAAAUUAAAACUAGAAGUUUUUACUAGUUUAGAAUCAUUGAAUUGUUCUGAAAAUAAACUAACUAGUUUAGAUUUAAAUGAUUGUCCGAAGUUAACUAAAAUUGAUUGCUCAAAUAAUAGUUUUACUGACCUUGGUUUUCUAAGAUUGGGGAAUAAAUCAGUAGGUAAGGAAAGAAAAGAAGGAUUUGACUACAAGAAGUUGAAGAAAUUAGCAAUAUCUAAUAACAAAUUUUCUUCUCAAAGUUUAGAACAGUUAAAAAAUUUCACUGAAUUAACUGAGUUAGAUAUUAGUGGUUGUAAUUUUGAAGGAAGUUUAGAGCCUCUAGGAAGUCUAACUAAAUUAGAAGAAAUAAAUAUUAGUAACACUAACAUUGAGCGAGGUUUAGAAUAUUUACCUGAUAGUUGCAAAAAACUUUAUUGCAAUCGGAAACUUAAAUGUAGAUCAGCGAAAUUAGUUAAAGAACUCGGCAAAUACUUGAAAGGCAAUAUAAGUAAAUUUCAUGAUAAAUGGGGGGAGAAAGGAGAAAAUGGUUUAAGCAGGUUAAGUAACUUACAAACUCCUGAACAAUUUACGUUAAAUGAUGAUUAUAAUCAAAUAGGUGGAGCCAUUGGUAUAGUUUCUACUGCUACAGAAACAGUUACUUCUCUAAUUAAAGAAAAUCUCUAUGAAAAUAAGAAAAAAGAUCUUGAUGAACUAGUAGGGUUGCUUAAGCCUCUUCAAAUUACUAAAUUAGAAGAUGGAAAGGUGAAUGGAAAACUUAAAGAGUUAAGCGGUGACAUAUACCAUUUUUUCUCAAUGUACGACAUUGAUGGUGAUGGAGAGAUUGAUCAUACCGAGUUAAAGCAAGUAGAAGAUUUUCUAAAAAAGAAUGAUUUUAAACUUGAUUAUAAUUUGGACAAGAGAAUAAAAAAAUUGAAGAAAAUUGAAGAGCUUAAAGAAUUUGCCGAAUGUUUUCAAAACAAAAAAGAAAAAUUGGAAAGAAUUACUCAAGAGAUUAAGGAAGGGUUAAAAGAAGAAGCAGAAGACAUAGCAGAGAAAAAGGAUAUCUCAGAGACAAUGUCAAAUCAAAUUGAAAAUUCUGCUCUUUCCAGUAAUUGGUUAAAAAAACCAAUGUUUGCUACUAUUUUUGGAGAGAAAGGUGAAAAAGAUGCUUUAUCAGCAAAUUUAGAACUAGUUAAAGAUGAAGAGUUGAAUAAUGAAGAAACUGGGAAACAAGAAGUGUCUAUAAAUGUUCAUCAAGACCUUCAAGAACAAUCUUCUACUCAAAACCAAAUAGAGCAACCACCUAAAUAA
This is a messenger RNA of Entrophospora candida, 4329 nucleotides long. NCBI's taxonomy places the organism in Eukaryota, Fungi, Glomeromycota, Glomeromycetes, Entrophosporales, Entrophosporaceae. The record is from the annotation of a GenBank genome assembly.